Chrysochloris asiatica (Cape golden mole) is the source of this 744-nucleotide messenger RNA. RefSeq names its product TLC domain containing 1 (gene TLCD1). The record is from RefSeq and is a predicted model, not a curated record. Bases 1 to 744 code for a protein of 247 amino acids. NCBI's taxonomy places the organism in Eukaryota, Metazoa, Chordata, Mammalia, Afrosoricida, Chrysochloridae. Gene Ontology annotation, biological process: regulation of membrane lipid distribution; membrane assembly; phospholipid homeostasis. Gene Ontology annotation, cellular component: plasma membrane. The transcript has 4 exons.
AUGCCCCCCCUGCUGCACCCCGCCUUGCCUUUGCUCCUCGGCGCCACGCUGACCUUCCGGGCGCUGCGGCGCGCGCUCUGUCGCCUGCCCCUGCCGGCGCACGUGCGUGCCGACCCUCUGCGCACCUGGCGCUGGCACAAUCUGCUCGUCUCUUUCGCCCACUCCAUAGUUUCAGGGGUCUGGGCGCUCCUGUGUUUAUGGCAAACACCCGAUCUGCUGGUGGAGAUUGAGACUGCAUGGUCGCUUUCUGGCUAUCUGCUAGUUUGUUUCUCUGCAGGUUAUUUUAUCCACGAUACGGUGGACAUUGUGGUGAGCCGUCAGGCUAGAGCUUCUUGGGAAUACCUUGUCCAUCAUGUCAUGGCCAUGGGUGCCUUCUUUUCAGGAAUCUUUUGGAGCAGAUUUGUUGGUGGGGGUGUCCUAACACUACUGGUAGAGGUCAGCAACAUCUUCCUUACGAUGCGCAUGAUGAUGAAGAUCACCAAUACCCAGGAUCUCCUCCUGUACCGGGUCAACAAGUAUGUCAACUUGGUCAUGUACUUUCUCUUCCGCCUGGCCCCACAGGCCUACCUCACCCAUUUCUUCCUGCAUUAUGCCGGCCAGAGGAACCUGGGCACUUUUCUACUGGGCAUCCUGCUCAUGCUGGAUAUGAUGAUCCUCAUCUACUUCUCCCGCCUCCUCCGCUCUGACUUCUGCCCUGAGCGGGUCCCUAGCCAGAAGAACAAAGACAAAUUCUUGACUGAGUGA